Messenger RNA from Quercus robur (English oak), 5233 nucleotides. Its product is annotated as pleiotropic drug resistance protein 1-like. Lineage: Eukaryota; Viridiplantae; Streptophyta; Magnoliopsida; Fagales; Fagaceae. The transcript is spliced from 23 exons. Bases 520 to 4959 code for a protein of 1479 amino acids. The record is from RefSeq and is a predicted model, not a curated record. Gene Ontology annotation, cellular component: membrane. Gene Ontology annotation, molecular function: ATP hydrolysis activity; ABC-type transporter activity; ATP binding.
AAAGUCAAACAUUUCUUAUUUGUUUUUGCCAGAAUUGGAUGACUCAUAGAAGGAGACCAUGAAAUCAGAACCAAAUCUGAAUUUUGUUUUCUUUGUUGCGCGAGAAAGUAAUAACCAGUUUCCACACCAAUUAAAAAAAAAAAGAACAUGGACGCUAAAGUUUGACGCUUCAAAAGCCACCCUUUUCGACUCUAUAAAUUAUAAAUACGCGCACAACACAACCAACCUGUACUCAUACUGGUUUCAGAGUAUAGAAGGAAACUAAUAAGUUGCUCAACUUCAACACAGAGACAUUCUCAAAAAAAAAAAAAAAAAAAACUUCAACACAGAGAGAGAAACUAUAACCCCAUUUCUAUAAAAUCUCAAAAAAUAAAAAUAAAAAUAAAAAACCAUUUCUAUAUUUUUCAGGUUCUGAUCCAUAGAGCCUGAAACCUUGGCCUUAUUUCACGUAAAUUCGAAGAAACAGUUCUGGGUUUUGGUGGGUUUUAGCUGUUGUUGAGGCACUGAUCUUUUGUAACAAUGGAGAGUGGGGAUAUUUAUAAAGCCGGUAGUAGUUUUCGACUAAGCAGUCCCUCAAUGUGGAGGGACGCCACCAUGGAAAUUUUCUCGAAAUCUUCACGAGAAGAUGAUGAUGAAGAAGCUCUUAAAUGGGCUGCUCUACAGAAGCUUCCUACUUACAACCGUUUGACGAAAGGUUUACUGACUACACCGCAAGGUGAGACCAGUGAAAUCGAUGUACAUCAUCUUGGACCGAAGGAAAGGAGGAGUUUGGUUGAGAGGUUGGUGAAGGUCCCCGAGGAGGAUCAUGAGAAGUUCUUGUAUAAGCUUAAGGACCGCUUGGACAGAGUUGGAAUUGCUAUUCCCACAAUUGAAGUCCAUUUUGAGCAUUUGAAUGUUGAGGCAGAAGCACAUGUUGGAAGCAGAGCUUUGCCAACAUUCUUGAACUUCUCUGUUAAUAUAAUGGAGGGUUUCUUGAAUUAUCUCCAUAUUCUUCCAAGCAGAAGGAAACAUUUGUCAAUCCUUCAAGAUGUUAGUGGAGUCAUCAAGCCUAGCAGAAUGACAUUACUUUUGGGUCCUCCAAGUUCUGGAAAGACCACACUCUUGUUGGCUCUAGCUGGAGAGCUUGAUCCCGACCUAAAGUUUUCUGGGAAGGUGACUUAUAAUGGCCACGAAAUGCAUGAGUUUGUUCCACAAAGAACUGCUGCUUAUGUCAGUCAACAUGACCUUCAUAUCGGAGAAAUGACUGUAAGGGAAACUUUGGCCUUCUCUGCAAGAUGCCAAGGGGUUGGAUCGCGUUAUGAGAUGCUAGCAGAGCUAGCAAGAAGAGAGAAAGAGGCAAAUAUUAAGCCUGAUCCUGAUGUUGACAUCUACAUGAAGGCACUGGCAACAGAAGGGCAGGAGGUGAAUGUGGUGACAGAUUACAUUCUAAAGGUUUUGGGAUUGGAAGUCUGUGCAGAUACCUUAGUUGGGAAUCAAAUGUUAAGGGGAAUAUCUGGAGGGCAAAGGAAACGAGUUACAACUGGUGAGAUGUUGGUUGGACCAUCUAAAGUGUUAUUCAUGGAUGAAAUAUCUACUGGUUUGGAUAGCUCAACAACUUUUCAGAUUGUGAAUUCAAUCAAGCAAUAUGUUCACAUUUUCAAUGGAACUGCAGUCAUCUCCCUUCUCCAGCCAGCACCAGAGACUUAUAAUCUUUUCGAUGACAUUAUUCUCAUCUCUGAUGGCCAGAUUGCAUACCAGGGUCCCCGUGAACAAGUGCUUGAAUUUUUUGAAUCAAUGGGCUUUAAAUGUCCUGAGAGGAAAGGGGUGGCCGACUUCCUGCAAGAAGUGACUUCAAGGAAAGAUCAGGAGCAGUACUGGGCACAGAAAGACGAGCCCUACAAUUUUGUAACAGUCAAGGAAUUUGCUGAGGCGUUCCAAUCUUUUCAUGUGGGACGGAAACUAGGAGAUGAACUUGCAACUCAGUUUGACAAGGCUAAGAGCCAUCCAGCUGCUUUGACAACAAGAAAGUAUGGUGUCAAUAAGGCAGAACUGCUGAAAGCUUGCUUGUCAAGAGAAUUCUUGCUCAUGAAGAGGAAUUCGUUUGUCUACAUCUUCAAGUUCAUUCAACUUACGAUAAUGGCAAUGGUUGUUAUGACAACUUUCCUACGGACUGAGAUGCACCGAAAUUCAGUGACUGAUGGAGGAAUCUAUAGUGGUGCUUUGUUCUAUAGUGUUGUUGUCAUCAUGUUUAAUGGUAUUGCUGAGAUGUCCAUGACCGUUGCAAAGCUUCCUGUUUUCUUCAAGCAAAGGAAGCUCCUAUUCUAUCCUCCAUGGGCAUAUUCUCUCCCUGCAUGGAUCAUCAAGAUUCCAAUCACGUUCGCAGAAGUUGCUGUAUGGGUAUUCAUCACUUACUAUGUCAUUGGCUUUGAUCCAAGUGCAGGAAGGUUUUUUAGGCAGUACCUUCUGCUUUUAGUUCUUAACCAGAUGGCUUCUGCAUUAUUUCGCUUUAUUGGGGCAAUUGGUAGGGGGGACCUGAUUCUUGCCAACUCCUAUGGAUCAUUUGCACUGGUCACGCUGUUUGCUUUGGGUGGCUUUGUCCUGUCAAGAGAGAACAUAAAGAAAUGGUGGAUAUGGGGUUACUGGAUUUCACCGAUGAUGUAUGCACAGAAUGCUAUUGUAGUUAACGAGUUUCUUGGGAAGAGUUGGAGACAUGUUCUCCCAAACUCAAUGGAAUCACUAGGAAUUGAAGUUUUGAAGUCCCGCGGAUUCUUUACACAUGCAUAUUGGUAUUGGAUAGGAGUGGGGGCAUUAAUUGGAUAUAUAUUACUUUUCAAUGCUGCCUUCACUCUGGCUCUCACAUAUCUCAAUCCAUUGGGAAAGCCACAGUCUGUUAAAUCCGAAGAACCUGAAAGCAAUGGACAGGAUUACAGAUCUAGAGAAAACAACUCAAGUCACAAAACAAGCAUAGAGAAUGGAUAUGAAAUUAAGAGGGGCAGUAAUACCUCUAGCCUCUCAUCUAUUAGCACAGACGCUUCUGUAGAGAUCAAUCAGAAUAGGAAUAGAGGAAUGAUUCUUCCAUUUGACCAACAUUCCAUUACCUUCGAUGAAAUAAAGUACUCUGUUGACAUGCCACAGGAAAUGAAGAAUCAAGGUGUUACCGAGGAUAAAUUGGUGCUCCUGAAGGGUGUGAGUGGUUCAUUCAGGCCAGGAGUUCUCACAGCACUGAUGGGUGUAAGUGGUGCUGGUAAAACAACUUUGAUGGAUGUACUAGCAGGUAGAAAAACUGGUGGAUAUAUUGAUGGGAAGAUCACGAUUUCUGGGUAUCCAAAGAAGCAAGAAACAUUUGCUAGAGUUUCUGGAUACUGUGAGCAGAACGACAUUCACUCUCCUCAUGUAACUGUCUACGAGUCCUUGCUCUACUCAGCAUGGCUUCGUUUAUCCCCUGAUGUCGAUUCUCAAAAAAAGAUGAUGUUUGUUGAGGAAGUUAUGGAGCUUGUGGAGCUGAAACCGUUGAGGCAGGCAUUGGUCGGGUUGCCAGGUGUGAAUGGUCUCUCGACUGAGCAACGUAAGAGGCUAACAAUUGCAGUUGAGUUAGUUGCCAACCCCUCCAUAAUUUUCAUGGAUGAACCAACCUCAGGGUUGGAUGCUAGAGCUGCUGCCAUAGUUAUGAGAACUGUGAGGAACACCGUUGACACUGGAAGAACAGUUGUGUGCACCAUCCAUCAGCCAAGCAUUGACAUAUUUGAAGCUUUUGAUGAGGUGAAAAAUACUAAUAAAUUAAAAUGUAUGGAACUUUUGUUCAUAUGCUCUUCUGUAUAUGAGAAUGACAUGUUUAACAUGACAUUGCAGCUAUUCCUAUUGAAGCAUGGGGGACAAGAGAUAUAUGUAGGGCCAUUGGGUCGCCAUUCUUGCCAUUUAAUCCAGUAUUUUGAGGGAAUAGAAGGAGUAAGUAAAAUUAAAGAUGGUUACAAUCCAGCAACUUGGAUGUUGGAAGUUACUUCAUCAGCACAUGAAACAACUUUGGGGAUUGAAUUUGCUAAUGUGUACAGAAAUUCAGAGCUGUACAGGAGAAACAAGGAACUUAUUGAACAAUUGAGCAUCCCUACUCCUGGAUCGAAGGACCUCUAUUUCCCUACUCAAUACUCACAGUCAUAUUUCACCCAAUUCAUGGCUUGCUUAUGGAAACAACAUUGGUCGUAUUGGCGCAACCCCCUAUACACUGCUGUAAGAUUUAUCUUCACUACUGUCAUAGCCCUGAUGUUCGGGACAAUGUUCUUGAACCUUGGCUCAAAAACGACAAAGCAACAAGAUUUGUUUAAUGCAAUGGGUUCCAUGUAUGCUGCUGUUCUCUUUAUUGGAGUUAAAAACUCUAAUUCAGUGCAGCCAGUGGUGGCUGUCGAACGAACAGUCUUCUAUAGAGAAAGAGCAGCUGGGAUGUAUUCAGCAUUGCCCUAUGCGUUUGCACAGGUUCUGAUUGAAGUCCCAUACGUUUUUGUACAAACUGUGUUCUAUGGUGUUAUUGUAUAUGUAUUGAUUGGAUUUGAAUGGACUGCUGCUAAAUUUUUCUGGUACAUAUUCUUCACAUAUUUCUCACUGCUGUACUUCACCUUCUAUGGCAUGAUGACUGUCGCCGUGACACCAAACCACCACAUUUCUUCCAUAAUUGCCUCUGCAUUUUAUUCAAUAUGGAAUCUCUUUUCUGGAUUCAUAGUUCCACGACCUAGGAUCCCUAUUUGGUGGAGAUGGUACUCUUGGGCAUGUCCAUUAGCUUGGACCUUGUAUGGUUUGGUUGCAUCACAGUUUGGAGAUAAGAAAGACAUGCUUGAUACUGGUGAAAGAGUGGAAGAUUUUGUGAGAGACUAUUUCGGUUUCCAUCAUGAUUUCCUAGGAGUGGUUGCAACAGUCGUUGUUGGGUUUGCAGUACUAUUUGCAUUUAUCUUUGCUGUGUCUAUUAAAAUGUUUAAUUUCCAAAGGAGAUAGAUGUCAAAAUUUGAAAUAUCAUGGGAGAAGAUGAGAAAGGAAGAACGGAAGAGAUUCAGAUUCACUCGGUCACUAAGACCUACGUCCACAACGUCAAAAGCCAAAGGGUUACAUUUUAUUUAUUUAUUUAAUUUAAUUGAUAGCAUGUUACAAGGGAGCCCAAAUUUAUAUUGGGAUUUCCGUAGUUUGAAAUAUAUUUCCUAUCAAUUAACCUAAUGUAUAUAUUUGAACUUGAAUUCCAUUUCAAUAUAAUUGAUUUCUCUGAUUUCUUUAA